CUAGGUCAUAGCGGUGUGAACCAGCUAGGGGGUGUUUUUGUCGGCGGACGUCCAUUGCCAGAUUCCACUCGGCAGAAGAUUGUGGAGUUAGCACAUUCCGGAGCUCGACCUUGUGACAUCUCAAGAAUUCUGCAGGUCUCCAACGGUUGCGUCUCCAAAAUUCUUGGAAGGUAUUAUGAAACCGGGUCUAUUCGACCACGAGCAAUCGGAGGCUCGAAACCACGAGUUGCCACCGCAGAAGUGGUGGCGAAAAUAUCCGCUUUCAAGCGGGAAUGUCCUUCCAUAUUUGCCUGGGAAAUUAGAGAUAGACUUCUUCAAGAUGGUGUCUGCACAAACGACAACAUUCCUAGUGUAUCGUCAAUAAACAGGGUGCUACGUAACUUAGCUGCACAAAAGGAACAGUCCGCGCAACAGCAACCUCCCGUAGCGUCCACCGCGGAUAUCGUUUACGACAAACUUAGAAUGUUGAAUGGUAGCCAGGGAAGCUGGAGAUCGACGCCCUGGUAUCCAUCGGGAAGCAAUCCGUUUCCACUCCAACCGCUCAGUCCGCCAUCCACAAUACUCUCGGAUGACCUUAACUGCAAGAAAGUGCAUCCGAAAACCGAGAAGCCGGGAGCACUGCUCCAAUAA
This is a messenger RNA of Photinus pyralis (common eastern firefly), 630 nucleotides long. RefSeq names its product paired box protein Pax-6-like. Lineage: Eukaryota; Metazoa; Arthropoda; Insecta; Coleoptera; Lampyridae. Gene Ontology annotation, biological process: anatomical structure development; regulation of transcription by RNA polymerase II. The record is from RefSeq and is a predicted model, not a curated record. The transcript has 4 exons. Gene Ontology annotation, molecular function: RNA polymerase II cis-regulatory region sequence-specific DNA binding; DNA-binding transcription factor activity, RNA polymerase II-specific. The annotation marks the transcript as partial.